AUGACGGCGAGAACCCUUGUUAGUGGAAGCAGUAACGCUGUGGUCAAGGUUUUGAACCUUGAUGAUCGCGAGAUCUGCUUGAACAAAGGUGACGUCAUUGGAAAAUGUGAAGAAGUUGUCUGGAUGAAAAAGUGUAGUUCGACGACAGGCGCAGACUUGGCAAAGAGCAACAACUACGAAUUAGUGACUGAGCUACUCGAUGACUGCAAGAGUAAUCUUACUUAUUCGCAGAGCAUGAAAGCCAAGAAGUUUUUACAGCGCUACGCGAAUAUCUUCUCCAGUCACGAAGGGGACCUUGGAAGAACGAAUAAGGUCAGUUAUCUCGGCCAUGUUAUCUCCAGUGAUGGAAUCCAGACCGACCCGGAGAAACUGGAAGCAGUCCAAAAAUGGCCUACCCCUAAGGACAAAACCGAAGUGCGGGCAUUCCUCGGACUGUGCUCAUACUACAGGCGUUUUGUUAAGGGAUUCUCAGAGAUAGCCAAGCCAUUACAUCGGCUGACAGAAGAUAAACGACAAUUUAGUUGGGAUGGGACUUGUGAAGAUUCUUUUCAGAAACUGAAAAAAACAUCUGUGUGA
This is a messenger RNA of Melitaea cinxia (Glanville fritillary), 576 nucleotides long. RefSeq lists its product as uncharacterized. NCBI's taxonomy places the organism in Eukaryota, Metazoa, Arthropoda, Insecta, Lepidoptera, Nymphalidae. The transcript is spliced from 2 exons. The coding region runs from base 1 to 576 and encodes 191 amino acids. The record is from RefSeq and is a predicted model, not a curated record.